AUGAAGUUGACUGCUCUUUCCCUCGCAACCUUGGUGUCGCUCGCCGCGGCUGCCAACGUCCACCUCUACCCCAGAGCUGACGAAGACUCGUCUUCGGUCACCGAAACCGGCGGCUCCGAGUCGUCGACGGCUGGCGGCGCCCUGAGAUCGUCGGGCGGUGCUCAAUCAUCGGGCGGUGGUGCCCUGAGAUCGUCGGGCGGUUCUGAAUCCUCUGGUGGUUCUGAAUCUUCGGAAUCGGGCUCCGAAUCGUCGGGCGGUGCCGAAUCGUCGGGUUCGGAAUCGUCUGGUGGCUCGGAAUCGUCCGCCUCUGAAUCCGGCUCCGAAUCGUCGGGUGGUGCUGAAUCCUCCGGCUCUGAAUCUUCUGGUGGUUCGGAAUCGUCGGCCUCGGAAUCUGGUUCCGAAUCGUCUGGCGGUGCUGAAUCGCUGGCCUCUGGCUCGGAAUCGUCUGGCGGCUCCGAGUCGUCGGCCGGUGGCUCUGAACUGUCGGGUGGCUCGGAAUCUUCUGGUGGUUCUGAAUCGUCGGCUGGCGGCUCCCAAUCGUCGGGUGGCUCGCAAUCGUCGCGCAGUGGCGCUGGUGGUGCUGCUUCCUCGGGCGGUAGCGAAUCGUCGCGUGCUGGCGGUGGUUCUUCCAGCGGCGGUGGUUCCGGCGGCUCGUCGUCGAGAUCGGGCUCCGACGGGUUCAUCCCCUCGCCGGCGUCGGGCGCCUUGGCCGUCGUCGCCAUGGUCGCGGGUUGCUUGAUUUAA
Messenger RNA from Diutina rugosa, 744 nucleotides. RefSeq lists its product as uncharacterized. The record is from RefSeq and is a predicted model, not a curated record. Lineage: Eukaryota; Fungi; Ascomycota; Pichiomycetes; Serinales; Debaryomycetaceae. The coding region runs from base 1 to 744 and encodes 247 amino acids. The transcript has a single exon.